Messenger RNA from Portunus trituberculatus (swimming crab), 846 nucleotides. RefSeq names its product embryogenic cell protein 40-like. The transcript is spliced from 2 exons. NCBI's taxonomy places the organism in Eukaryota, Metazoa, Arthropoda, Malacostraca, Decapoda, Portunidae. The record is from RefSeq and is a predicted model, not a curated record. The coding region runs from base 144 to 626 and encodes 160 amino acids.
GUAUUCCUGCAGCCUCAGGCUACGCUGCGUGAACUGGUCAGGUGUAUAUAGAGACGACACCAGCAUCUUCAGCACCAUAACUACAACAACCGCAUCUUUUGCUCUUUCUCGUCCCGCAGUGCGAGAGUACAGCAGACAGAAGGAUGGCCAAGACAGCAGCAACAGCAGCGUGGUGCCUGGUGGUGCUGGCGGCAGUGGCAGCGCUGGUAGCAGCUGAGCCUGAUCCCGGCCACCACAGAAGACAGCCCUACUAUCAGCGGCCAAGCUACUACAAUCAGAGGCGCCCACAUGGCUCCACCCACACUGUAGGACUCGGCGGCCAUGCUUCCCACGGCCUUGCCUCGGUCAGCCACUCUGUUGGCCACCUGCACGGCGCCACUCACGGUGUCAUCGGAGGCCACGUCUCUGUCGGGCAUUCCAAGGGCGCCACUCAUGGAGUGCACGGCGGCCACGCCUCUGUCAGCCACUUGAAGGGCACUACACACGGAGUGCACGGCGCCCAUGCCACCCUCAGUCACUCUAAGGGAGUUACCCAUGGUGUGCAUGGCGGCCAUGCCACCUUCGGUCACUCGAAGGGCGCCAUUCACGGUGUGCACGGCGGUCACGGCAAGAAGUACUACCACUAGCACCAGUCACCCUUUAUGCUGCCUCACCAACACACACACACACACACACACACACACACACACACACACACACACACACACACACACACACACACACACACACACACGCAAGCAGUGUAUGACUUGCUCAAUGCUUAGACUUAUACAAUGAAUAUACUGUAAUUUUUAUUUUCUAAGUAACUAUUGACAUAUUUUUGUAAUAAAACGAUUUUAUGUAUUU